AUUUGUCAUUUAAGUCCCAACACAUCAUCAGAUCAAUUAUAUAUUUAAAAAAGAUAUAUAUAUUUUUAAAUAUUUAUUUUAAUUUUAAUAUUUUAUAUAUAUAUAAAAAAAUGGAUUACGAUAUGAAUGGAAAGGUAGCUCUGGUCACAGGCUCAAACUCGGGUAUCGGUGAAGCAAUAGCCGUAAAUUUUGCCAAAUUAGGAGCCAAUGUAGUCAUUACCGGUAGAGAUGCCAAACGUAUCGACACCGUAGCCAAUAAGUGUCGGUCGUUGUUGUUGUCCACCAAUCAAAAAGUCCUGACCGUCAGGUCGGACCUGUUGGUGGAAACGGAUGUCCGUGAACUGGUAGACAAAACAGUCGGCGAAUUCGGUAAAAUUGAUAUACUGGUCAACUGUGCACAGAUUAGUGCCGAUUAUGGACUAAUGGAUACGGAAUAUCUGGACUCGUAUGAUCUGGUUAUGAAAACCAAUGUACGCAGCGUACAGGUGCUCACACAACUGGUCUAUCCAUAUCUAGUGGAAACUAAAGGCAAUAUAGUUAACGUAUCCAGUGUUUCGUCAUUUAUUCCGUCACCAAAACAGUUGGCUUAUUGUCUAUCAAAAGCAGCACUGGAUAUGUUUACCAAAUGUCUGGCCCUUGAAUUGGGACCCAAAGGUGUUCGCGUUAAUAGUGUUAAUCCUCCGGCCGGCCGCAAGCCUAACAUUCCCGAUGACGUGGCCGGUGUGGUAGCAUUCCUGGCCUCCGAUAAGGCUUCGUUCAUCACUGGAGUUAUAUUGCCGGUCGACGGCGGCAAUCAAUUAGGUACCGGAGCUGAUGAUAAUUAG
This is a messenger RNA of Oppia nitens, 824 nucleotides long. RefSeq names its product glucose 1-dehydrogenase 1-like. Bases 111 to 824 code for a protein of 237 amino acids. The transcript is spliced from 4 exons. NCBI's taxonomy places the organism in Eukaryota, Metazoa, Arthropoda, Arachnida, Sarcoptiformes, Oppiidae. The record is from RefSeq and is a predicted model, not a curated record.